UAAUGUGGACAUUUACACAAAAACUUCCGCAUUAUAAAUAUUUUAUAAUAUUAACGGCUUAUACUUACCUUUUGGAAAAAUCAAUAUUGCUGUGCAAUUGUGUUCAUGGCUUUAGAAAUAAUACCGAAAGUGCCGAAUUAGUAUCACAUUAUGAAUCAAGUUUGUCAUUGCCGGAUAUACUACCGAUACCUUCAAAGACUUAUGAUAAAAAUCGUGCACCAAAAUUACUUGGCCAACCGACAGUGGUUUAUUUUCACGUCACCGUACUUUCAUUAGAUUCCAUAAAUGAAGAGUCCAUGACCUAUGUUACAGACAUAUUUCUAGCACAAAGUUGGCGCGAUCCACGCUUAAGAUUACCAGAAAAUAUGAGUGAACAAUAUCGUAUACUUGAUGUUGAUUGGUUGCAUAGCAUAUGGCGACCGGAUUGUUUUUUCAAAAAUGCAAAAAAGGUCACCUUUCACGAGAUGAGUAUACCUAAUCACUAUCUGUGGCUUUAUCACGACAAAACUUUACUGUAUAUGUCAAAAUUAACUUUAGUAUUAUCAUGUGCCAUGAAAUUUGAAUCAUAUCCGCAUGAUACGCAAAUAUGUUCGAUGAUGAUCGAAAGUUUAUCGCAUACGGUUCAAGAUCUGGUUUUCAUAUGGAAUAUGACUGAUCCGUUAGUUGUGAAUGCGGAAAUUGAACUGCCACAAUUGGAUAUAUCAAAUAAUUAUACCACAGAUUGCACUAUCGAAUAUUCAACAGGUAACUUCACCUGUUUGGCGAUUGUAUUCAACUUAAAGCGACGUUUGGGUUAUCAUCUUUUUCAUACUUAUAUACCUUCAGCCCUGAUUGUGGUCAUGUCAUGGAUAUCAUUUUGGAUAAAACCAGAAGCAAUACCAGCCCGCGUCACAUUAGGCGUUACAUCAUUGUUAACUUUGGCCACACAAAAUACGCAGUCGCAACAAUCACUGCCACCGGUCUCUUAUGUGAAGGCGAUCGAUGUCUGGAUGUCAUCGUGUUCGGUAUUUGUAUUCCUAUCAUUAAUGGAAUUUGCAGUAGUUAAUAAUUACAUGGGCCCGGUAGCCACCAAAGCUAUGAAAGGCUAUUCAGAUGAAAAUAUACAUGAUUUGGAUGAUUUAAAGAAUCAUCAUCGUGAGUCCAUUAUUGAGCCACAAUAUGAUACGUUUUGUCAUGGUCAUGCCACGGCAAUAUAUAUCGAUAAGUUUUCACGUUUCUUUUUCCCAUUUUCGUUUUUCAUAUUAAAUAUUGUUUAUUGGACAACAUUUCUAUAGAAUUUAUUUGCUUUUACUUAGGUUUUGUAAAUUUUUUUUAAGAAAAACAUAUUAAGCAAAUUAUAUUCGUAUUGGCGCAAAUCUUUCAUCAUACCCAUCCAUCAGACGCAUGAAAAUUGUAAAGUAUUUUGUUACAUUUGCUUACGUCAACUGCAAGUUUUUGUUAACGUUGAUCUUUAUGCAUGAAGAACGAGAAGACGAGUGUGUCGACGACUCACCAGCAUAUAAUGGUUGUAUUGAUAAAAAAUUUUGAACAUCCAAUUAAACUCUAGACGAAUCUUCUAUAAAAAAAGAAAAAAAAAAAAAACUCAACCCAACAAAAUAUGAAAAAUCUUACUUCUUCAUAAGUAUUUCUCGUGCAGUUCGUUAAAAGAAAAGAAUUCAGCUAAGUGUUUAUCCAAAAUUAUAUUGCAUUUUUCAAUCCACAGACCUAAAGCCAUUUCCAUUACAGGCUUUUUUUUGAAUACUUUUGGGUGUGAAACGCACAGACGAUACC
Glossina fuscipes is the source of this 1770-nucleotide messenger RNA. It is a transcript of the gene HisCl1, whose product is annotated as glycine receptor subunit alpha-4. Gene Ontology annotation, molecular function: neurotransmitter receptor activity; extracellular ligand-gated monoatomic ion channel activity; transmembrane signaling receptor activity. The transcript has 7 exons. The record is from RefSeq and is a predicted model, not a curated record. Bases 3 to 1274 code for a protein of 423 amino acids. Gene Ontology annotation, biological process: chemical synaptic transmission; nervous system process; regulation of membrane potential. Gene Ontology annotation, cellular component: neuron projection; membrane; synapse. Lineage: Eukaryota; Metazoa; Arthropoda; Insecta; Diptera; Glossinidae.